Penicillium maclennaniae is the source of this 2226-nucleotide messenger RNA. Its product is annotated as fungal specific transcription factor domain-containing protein. Gene Ontology annotation, cellular component: nucleus. The record is from RefSeq and is a predicted model, not a curated record. NCBI's taxonomy places the organism in Eukaryota, Fungi, Ascomycota, Eurotiomycetes, Eurotiales, Aspergillaceae. The transcript has 3 exons. Bases 1 to 2226 code for a protein of 741 amino acids. Gene Ontology annotation, molecular function: zinc ion binding; DNA binding. Gene Ontology annotation, biological process: DNA-templated transcription.
AUGCAUCUAUCCCCUUCGGCCGAUGAAACCUGGGCCCAAAAUCGGCCGCCAGAUGGUCAUGACACCGAUCCACAGGAUGGCAAUUUCGACAUAUUGAACUAUGGGAUGGAGAAAGAAGAGUUGGUCCCUGCGAUCCCCGCUGAUAUGACUAUAACAGCUAGGACUGAGACGCGUGAAGACUCGCAACAACGAACCUCGCAUUUGAACACUCUUGAUCUCGCUUUCAUUUUACAUCCAUCACACGAGUCCACAACCUCCGAUCAGGCUCAAAAGCUGAGCUCGAGCUCUCAGAAUAGUGGACAGACAGGACUUUGCCGCCAAGCUUGCACAGAGCUAGGCAUCUCGCAAGCUGCCAUGAAUCAAAUCAUUCGAGUAUUUUUCAACAACAUGGUCGCCAUCAAUAUCUUUCAUGAGCCUUCAUUUGCAGAAAAGCUUUCGAAUGUCUGUUCGCUCUCUCAAUUGUGUGCCCUCCUGGCGGCCAUAGCUGGUUAUGCCUCACGCUUUGAUGCCCUGAAAAUCGACAACGUAGCUAGCGGCACAGUUCGCCUCGCGAUAACGAGUCACCAACAGCCUGCAUACUUCAUCAACCUAGCCUUUAAGUACAUAAACGAUGCGCUCGUGGAGUGUGACGACGAGAUGCCACCCCUCUGCGUUUUACAAGCUCUCAUUAUUGCAACGCAUUGUCGACUGACUCAGGGGGUCCGCGGAAAGGCGUGGAGAUCUCUGGGACUCUGUGUCAGUUUGAUAUACGAAACAAACUUGCAUAUUCUUGAUUCCAGGAAGGUCGUGAAAGAGGGGAAUCCUCGCCGGUGGCAAGAAGACGAAGAAAAGCGUCGUGCUUUUUGGGCCGUCUGGGAAAUGGAUAUUUUUGCCAGUACCAUCCGUCGGACGCCAACCGCCAUUGACCAGAAACAAAUGGAAAUAUUGCUUCCAGUUGACAACACUCACUGGUUCUCGGGCGACCCUACUUCAAGCUGCUUUAUGGAGACCGACCCAAACCAACGUUGGAAGGCGUUACAGGAGAGUGGCAGCCAGUCACCGAAAGCGUGGUUCCUUAUUAUCAAUUCUCUCAUGAAGGAUGCCCAAAUCGUCUGUGACCCGCAAGUUGUGUGUGCCAUGGGUAAUCGAGGUUAUCACAAGCCAAAGCCAGAUGACUGGGUUUCCACACCCGAAUCGGCCGUGGAGGCUCAUCAAAAACUGGAGACAUUAGCAAAUGCGGUACGGUGCUUUAAUCUGGCCUUACCAAGCCAUCUCCAUUAUCGCGGUCAGUACUUGGCCUUUGGGGCGCCGGUACAAGGGCAGCUGGAAUCUCAACGACAGCAGCAUUGCUCCAUCUACAAUAUCUUCGUCAUGACCCAGUUAGCUCGUUUGAUGAUCUACAGGUAUGACGCGUUCGGAUCUCAAAGUCGUCAUCGUUCUGGUAAUACGGCUGGUCGGGGUACAUUUAGCCCGUUUAAUACAGAUAGUGGAGCGCUUAGCCAAUACUACGAGGCAGCUGAUCGCAUCCUAGAAAUAGUGAAUCGGAGCUGUGAGGACCAUUUUCAGCAUAUCAAUCCAUUCCUAUCUAGCACAAUAUGGCUCUCCUCGGCAGUGCAGCUGGUUCGCAAACAUUUCGCUCGAGCAAAUUCCAAUCGAGACUUAAUAAAGUCGCGCUUCGACGUUCUCUACUUGACCUACAAGCGAUGCGUUCAGUUUUGGAACAUUCAAACAGCUCUCCAAAGGAACCUAGAGUUUAUCGAAGCGCAACUGGAAGCUGUGUACAAGAGACCGGAGACCCGAGCUUGCCCACCCUUUCAAGAAGCCUCUAAACGAGCAUCGGAACACGUUAAAUUGAUCAACCGGUUUUCCUCGGAUCGGAAGGGUCAUUACAUUGAGCACGAUGCGAAAAGAGCGCGAACAUCCCCACAAGCCUCUCAAUACCUACCCGAAACACCCAGUGUCCCGCUCACUAGCUCAGUCCCGAUUGAUGACGGAUUAGACAUUACAGCUCAAAAUUAUGCGCAACAGCCCCCGGGCGCAGCAGAUAGCGAGGCAAUGCUGGACUUCAUGACUCUUCCACGACCCAAUAGCAACCUGAUUUCCCCGGACUACAUGAUGCCCACGAACUCUGAUUUCCUCGAUUCAAUAUAUCUGGGUGACUUCCAGCUCGAUCAGUCCUUCGACUGGCCCACCUUUGACUUUCCAGGUGGUAUACAUGAUAUCCUUGCUGGGCGGAGUACAUACUAG